Molecule: messenger RNA, 1247 nt
Organism: Physella acuta
Lineage: Eukaryota; Metazoa; Mollusca; Gastropoda; Physidae
Product: chitin-binding domain protein cbd-1
Cellular component (GO): extracellular region
Molecular function (GO): chitin binding
Source: RefSeq, a predicted model, not a curated record
AAUUUGAAGAAACAAUCAACAGAAAAGACCCGAUUCCCGUCAAAGCUUUAAAUAGCUGAAACUAACACGAUUCCCAGCUUGCUUAACUUUCCAGCUUCUUCGUCUUAUUCUCUUGCUUACGACUUCAGCUAAAGCAUCUGAAACGCGCAUACACGAAUUUCAUUGCUUUAAUAUAUAAAGAUUUAAUAAAGCCUGAUUAUAAAUAUAGUACAUAAAACAUAAGAAUAAAGAGCAGUUAUGUAUUACAUAACUAUUCUAGUACUAGUUGGAAUCUGCACCACGGGAAUUGUACGAGCUCAGAGAUCGUUGUACCAGAGCUACAGUGAGGAGGAAAAGCGACAGCUGCAGCUACAGGGGCAACGCCUGGUGCCAACACAACGGUCGUCGCAGAGGAUCCAGCCCAAUUUUCUUGAGGACAACUUAGGCGCGGAGCCUGGGUGUAAGGACCCGUGGACCACUGAGUGGACAAGAGAUCCAAGUGAUUGUACGCAGGUCCAUUUUUGCAUCCAAGGCAAGAAGCAGUGGACCAUCAACUGCAAUGACACGAGGGUGUGGUCAAACGUGGGUCACGCCUGUGUGGAGCCCAUGUCCCAGUGGGACGACUGUAACCAGGUCAUGACGACCCCGACCCUCAAUGACCCACGGUGCUCACUACAGCCGAGUGGCAUGAACCCUGACCCCGAGAACUGUGCCCAGUUCCUGGCCUGUGUCAACAUGACCGUGGUGGCCACCAUGGAGUGCCCCACCAACACCCUCUUCUCCACCCGCAACAACACGUGCGAGCUCAGCUUUAUGGUGGCCUCAGAGUGCAGGGAGCGUAGUAUCCCCGGUCACGUCAUCGUCACAACCGCUAGCCCUAUCGUGGACAAGCCUUGUGAGGGUACGUCCAACGGAGAUGUCAGUGACCCCACCCACUGUGCCAGGUUCUACAAGUGCAACUACGGCAGAGUCGUCGCCCGCAUCCGGUGUCCUAGCAACAGCGCGUUCAACGAGGAGAAGAAGAAAUGCGAUUGGCGAGCCAAUGUGCCCUGUGGCGACAGGCCAAUUUAUUAAUCCAUUUUGGCUUUUAUUUUUCAAUGUGUUCCUGGCUACAUAGUGCCGUGUUCAAUAAAGCAAAGCUGAACUGCUCAUUAAUCACCUUCAUUCUAAUUACAGAACCAGAUACGACUUCGGACAUAUUAUGUAAAUAAAGAAAUAUGUAUCUGUUACUUACAAAACAUAAUAUUCCGGAAUCGAUCUAAACUUGA